CUGCCGUCUGUUCCCGGGCGUCGGGUCGGCCCUCCGAAGGGGUUCUCGCGACGAUCGAUCACCCUCGUGCUGUUGACCGUCACUCCUUCCUCUCCCUCCCUUCCUACGGCCAAAGGGAACUUGAUCACGAACAAAAAAAAUAGAUAGAUUGAACUGUAUAGACUCGUUGAUUGCCGAAGAAGACCUUGGAAAACAGUUACUCCCUCUUGCCCUAUCCUCAGGUUCAAGGAUGUCGCUCUUGUUCCCUAAUAUGGCCUCUUUGGCCAACUCUCUUACCCCUUCCGUCGGUGGUCUCAACACGCCUUUCCCUUCGUUGAAAGUUGCAAGCAUUGUCGACGAUGCCAAAUCGAAGGCAAAGCAACUAGAAAGCAAAUCCAAGGAAGGGAUCGAAGGCGCCAAGGCCCAAAUCAGCUCAGAGGCCGAGGCCUUGAGAUCCAAAGUGGCGUCUGCAGCCGGUGUCGGUGCCGCUUCCAAAGCCAGUAUCGAACUCUACUCGACGAAGUACUACGCCGCCUGUGCCGGUGGUGGUGUACUGGCCUGUGGUCUCACCCACGCUCUCGUCACCCCCCUCGAUCUGGUCAAAUGUCGAAGACAGGUUGACAAGACCCUUUACAAGGGUAACAUGGACGGAUGGAGUAAAAUUUACAAGUCAGGUGGAUUGGGUGGACUCUAUACUGGUAUUGGUCCCACCUGGGUCGGUUACUCAGUUCAAGGUGCUUGUAAAUACGGUUUCUACGAGUAUUUCAAGAAAAAAUACGCCGAUGCCGUUGGACCCGCCAAUGCGGUGAAAUACAAAGAUGCGAUCUACCUAGCCGGCUCUGCCUCCGCCGAACUGAUUGCUGAUGCCGCCUAUGUCCCACUCGAAGCCGUCAAGGUCCGAAUGCAAACCACGAUCCCACCUUUUGCCACCGGAAUGGUCGAUGGAUUCAAGAAGUUCGUCGCUGUUGAAGGUACCGGUGGCCUUUACAAGUCUCUCGGAUCGCUCUGGUCUCGUCAAAUCCCCUACACCAUGAUGAAGUUCUGGUCUUUCGAAGCCACUGUUACCAAGAUCUACGCUUCGCUCGGCAAACCCAAAGACUCUUACAACAAGCUUCAACAAUUGGGUGUCUCUUUCGUUGGUGGUUACAUUGCCGGUGUUUUCUGUGCAGUUGUAUCUCACCCCGCUGACACGAUGGUCUCCAAGUUGAAUGCAGUUGGCAAGGAAGGUUCAGCCAAGCCCAGUGUUGGUUCGAUCUACAAGGAAAUCGGAUUCGGCGGUCUCUGGGCUGGUCUCGGAACCCGUAUCGUGAUGAUUGGUACUUUGACCGCUCUGCAAUGGCUCAUCUACGAUUACGUCAAAGUCGCCUUCGGAUUGCCCACCACUGGUUCAGCUGAGCCUCAAAAGAAGUAGAGAUGAUCAGUUCAACUGAGAUCAUUGUUUGUUUUUUUAAAGUACCUUAAUCAUCGCUUGUCUCCAUACAUCGUAGUCUUGCACCCUUUGAAAUCAAAACUCAAAUCCAUCUCUCUGACUCUGAAAUCUCAUGUCAAUAUUCUUCUUGCUGGUCCGUGUAGUCAGUCUUCAUGAGCCUCUUCAAAUAUGCCUUUUUUCUCUGAUCCUUCUGGGCCUGCUCAAUGAAAUUGUGAAAAAUGUAAGUGUGCACGGGAUCCUCCGUUGCCGUGUUCAUUUUGCCUUCCGGACGAUAUUCGGUUAUCAGGACAUAGCAUGCAACCCGGACUUUGGCUUCACUAUAAGCACAUUGAGUUUGCUGUGUAUAUGUACUUAUAUCACAGCAGAUCGCAGCAAAGUUUGUGCUGUGUAUAAACUAA
This is a messenger RNA of Puccinia graminis f. sp. tritici CRL 75-36-700-3, 1806 nucleotides long. RefSeq lists its product as uncharacterized. Bases 230 to 1390 code for a protein of 386 amino acids. The transcript has 8 exons. Gene Ontology annotation, biological process: mitochondrial phosphate ion transmembrane transport. The record is from RefSeq and is a predicted model, not a curated record. Lineage: Eukaryota; Fungi; Basidiomycota; Pucciniomycetes; Pucciniales; Pucciniaceae. Gene Ontology annotation, cellular component: mitochondrial inner membrane. Gene Ontology annotation, molecular function: phosphate transmembrane transporter activity.